Camellia sinensis is the source of this 1564-nucleotide messenger RNA. RefSeq names its product cyclin-D3-3. Lineage: Eukaryota; Viridiplantae; Streptophyta; Magnoliopsida; Ericales; Theaceae. The record is from RefSeq and is a predicted model, not a curated record.
CUAUCUCUCUCUUCUUUUUUUUUUUCUUUUUUUUUUUGCUCUCUCUCUUGCGUCUAGAGAGAGAGAGAGAGAGAGAGAUAGAUAGAGUGGGGGAAACAGAUGCAGAUAUGCUACUGGGUCCAAGAUUGAGCUUCUUUUUCUACAUCUACAUCUGCUCUUGAAGAUAAUGAGCAAAGCCUUCAUUGUCUUCUUCUCCGAUGAAGAGGAUGUCUCCUUACCCAGAGCAAGACUCACAUCUACAGAACCCAAUGUUUGUCUUUGACGGUCUCUACUGUGAAGAAGAGCAUUUUGAGGAUGAUUUGGGAGAGUAUGGUUUGGAACAAGGGAGUGACAACUGUGAUGAGAAUGUGAAAGGACCUUUAGUUUUCUUGGAACAUGACUGGGAUUGGGAUGAUGAUGAGCUUGUUUCUUUAAUUUCCAAAGAGAAAGAGACCCAUUUGGGUCUGAGUGUUUUGAACUCAGACGAGUCCUUAAUGGUGGCAAGGAGAGAAUCUGUUGAUUGGAUUUUAAGGGUCAUUGCUCACUAUGGUUUCACUGUUUUGACCACUGUUUUAGCAGUUAACUACUUUGAUAGAUUCAUUUCAAGCCUUUCAUUUCAGAGAGAGAAGCCAUGGAUGAGUCAACUUGUUGCUGUUGCUUGUCUCUCUUUAGCUGCCAAAGUUGAGGAGACCCAAGUGCCCCUUCUCUUAGACUUCCAAGUGGAGGAAUCAAAGUUUGUGUUUGAAGCCAAGACAAUCCAGAGAAUGGAGCUUCUGGUGCUAUCUACUCUUCAAUGGAAGAUGAAUCCUGUGACCCCACUUUCAUUUGUUGAUCACAUUGUGAGGAGGUUUGGAUUUAAGACAAAUUUGCAUUUGGAGUUUCUGUGGAGGUGUGAGCGCCUUCUUCUCUCUGCCAUCACUGAUUCAAGGUUUGGGUGUUAUCUUCCUUCUGUAUUGGCUGCUGCAACAAUGUUACAUGUUAUCAAAGAGGUUGAGCCUUCUAAUGUAUUGGACUGUCAAAAUGAGCUUAUGGAUGUUCUCAAAAUGAGCAAGGACAAAGUAGAUGAUUGCUACAAACUCAUCCUCGAACUGCCUGGCAACAACAGUCAAAUGCAAUGCCAAACCCACAAGCGCAAGUAUCAGUCCAUACCCAACAGCCCAAAUGGUGUCAUCGAUGUGAAUUUCAGCUGCGAUAGCUCGAACGAUUCUUGGGCAGUGACAUCCUCAGUUUCAUCAUCACCAGAACCCCUGUUCAAGAAGAGCAGAGUUCAUGGUCAGCAGAUGAGAUUGGCUCCAUUAAGGCAUAUGUCUGUGGGUGUAGUUGGCAGCCCUCGUUAAUUUUUCAAUUUCUUAAUUAUCUACUCGUUUUGGCACCGGUAUUAACAGUCAGUCUUUCACACCUUAAUUGCAGUAUGUCUUCUUAAGGUGCAAUUACAUUGCAUUUGAUGGUAUAUUACUGUAUUUGUGGCCAAACCCAUGUGAUGAAUCAGACUGAUUAUCAAACAUUCACUUCACCACUUCUUGGAUUGGAAGUGGUGGGGGAGAAGAGAUAUAAGUGGAGUUUUCCCAUAAGUUGAGUUCAUAAU